This is a messenger RNA of Vanessa tameamea, 659 nucleotides long. Its product is annotated as glutathione S-transferase 2-like. The transcript has 4 exons. The record is from RefSeq and is a predicted model, not a curated record. Bases 1 to 618 code for a protein of 205 amino acids. Gene Ontology annotation, biological process: glutathione metabolic process. Gene Ontology annotation, molecular function: glutathione transferase activity. NCBI's taxonomy places the organism in Eukaryota, Metazoa, Arthropoda, Insecta, Lepidoptera, Nymphalidae.
AUGUGUUUUAGAGCGAUGCCGACGUACAAGUUAUACUACUUUAAUCGGACGGCUGUUGGUGAGGGCAUUCAUCUAUUACUUGGCUACGGCGACCAGGAAUUCGAAGAGUGCAGGUUGAAAAAGGAAGAUUGGCCUGCAUUAAAACCAUUGAUGCCCUUCGGUCAAGUGCCGGUACUUGAGAUCGAUGGUAAACAGUAUGCACAGAGCACCGCCAUCGCUCGCUACCUUGGCCGCAAGUAUGGUCUGGCUGGCAAAGACAUUGAAGAAGACUUCCAGAUUGACCAAAUUAUUGAAUUUUACAAUGAUAUUCGCAACAGGGCAUCAGCGACUUUCCACGAAACGGAUAAAAAUAUAAAGGCUAGAAUACAGGAAGACAAUGAAAAGAAUCAUUAUCCAUUUAUGUUGAAAAGGUUAGACGAGAUAAUUACUAAAAACUAUGGGCACAUGGCUCUUGGAAAGCUCACUUGGGCAGAUUUUGUUUUUGCUGGCAUGUACGACUGUCUUAAGUUGUUACUCCACAUAUCUGACUUAGACAAGAAGUAUCCGAGUUUCAAGAAACUACAAGAGAAGGUGUUGACCAUCCCCGAAGUAAAAGCGUUUCGUGAAAAAAACCCCUAAGUCGGAUUUCUGAAAGAGCGCGCAUUAAAACGAAUCUUUUG